This is a messenger RNA of Anneissia japonica, 1010 nucleotides long. Its product is annotated as semaphorin-6A-like. Gene Ontology annotation, molecular function: semaphorin receptor binding; chemorepellent activity. Gene Ontology annotation, biological process: negative regulation of axon extension involved in axon guidance; neural crest cell migration; axon guidance. The record is from RefSeq and is a predicted model, not a curated record. The transcript is spliced from 2 exons. The annotation marks the transcript as partial. NCBI's taxonomy places the organism in Eukaryota, Metazoa, Echinodermata, Crinoidea, Comatulida, Comatulidae.
AUGCCGGCUUCCGCGGUGUGCAGAUUCGACCUCGACCACAUCAGGGACAAUUUCGACAACGGUCUACUCAAGCUGACCAAGUGUCCGUGGUCGCCGAUCGCAGACUCGCAGCGGGGCGGUUGUUCCGCAUCCGAUUCGAGGCGGCUCUCGCACGAUAAUCUAAAUUUCAUCAAAUCGCAUCCGUUGAUGCACGAACCGAUCGUAGGGGAAGAUCGAUCAUCUAAACCUGUCUCUUAUACACAUCUAGUUACGCUCGUUCGAAAACGCUACAGAUUGAAGACGUUGGUGGUGAGGACGAGCCAGCAUCACACCGUCGUUUUUGCAGGAACGGACGACGGCCGCGUCUUGAAAUUGGUUGAGAGACGGGAAUCGCCAUCUGUUCUGCUGUACAACGUGCGCGUGAUCGGACAACCGAUCACGAACAUGAGAUUGUACGAGAGCCGAAAUGUCAUAUUCGUGACGUCGAAAGAUUUUCUCGUGGAAAUGUCUACGCAACAUUGCAGCCAAUUGAAGAACUGCUCCUGCAAGCAAGAACCAAUUGCAGUUUUGAUCGACGGCAAUUGCACCGAAUCGACCGACAAAGAUCACUCGGACGUCGAGCUCGACUGUAACGAUUCGAUCGAACACCACGACUGUAAAAAACAGAUCGAAUACCGCUCCGGCGUCAAGCUCGAAUCCGGUCUCGAACCCGGUCUCGAACCCGGUCUCGAAUCCGGUCUCAAAUCCGGUCUACAUUCUUCGUAUAACGUUGCUGAAACGGAAGAUUCGACGCCGAAGUUAGCCGUACUAGCCCUAGUCGGGGAACAAACAAAUGGGCGUCAAACUCGCCCUGCUGGAAACCGCGUACAGAUGGUUACCGUUUCACGCGUACUUUCCGAUAGCGAUCAUCGUCGCUCUUCUGUGUCUGGUCGGCAGCUGGAUGAUAGUUGCAUCGAGGGAGAUCACGGGUCGGGUGUGCCACGUUCUCUACGAAAUCACGAAGGUCGUCAAGCACCUCAUCAUCAACAAAG